AAUUCCCAUGAAUCGGUCACCGAACAAUUCUAUAAAAACAUAAGAAAUGGCUCAGAGGAUUUCAUAAGCAAUUGUUUUCCUUCUGUAAUCGCAGUCCUUUGUGUGACCACAUUCCUAGGAAUCUUGAAUUGCUUUUGCCUUCAGUGGGUCAUUUCAGUUCCAAAGAACCGGUCCGGUCAACAUCACGUAGGGCCUACCGACCCGACCCCUCAAUCUGACGGCUGAAUGGACAGUCGGACGUGUAACUGUCAUUCUUAUUAGGCUUUUUAUGAGCAUUGACUUUCAGGUGAUUUAUUGGUAAAAAGAUCGAACUAUUGUCUCACCUGUUUGAACGACUGUGAUCAGUAUACGUAAUUACUAGGUCGUGGACAAGGGAUGAAUGAACAAAGCAAUUGUUGUCACGAAUGUCAAUGUUUUUCUUAAUUAAAUCCCAACUUUUGCUGAAAUCAUUGUGGAUAUAGCCGUGGAAGCAAGAGCCACGGAGGAUACUCCCGACCCUGACACUCCCUCUACUCUCCCCCCUAGGAUACCAGGAGUGAUGAGUCUAGCGUGCUUAGUCUUCCUGAGGCGACGCCUCUAUCUGCUGCCCCUGAUAACGGCCGUAUGGAUCAUCAUGGCAUUCUUUAUAUCGUAUGGUAUUUCAAUUAAGAGUGGCUCCGUUCAACCAAAUGAUUUCCCUUAUAUCAGCUAUACGGCUAUAGAGGCUCCGGAACGCUGUGUGUUUGGACAACUUAUCAACAUUGGCGCUGUCCUGUUGGGCAUGAAUGUCUGGGUGAGGUAUUUGUUCGUCAAAGAAAUUUUCCUAAAAAAGAAAGUGCAGGACGUGAUAAAAUGGCAGAGGGUGAACAUUGCUGGGAUUAUCCUCGGCUUUCUCUCUGCGCUAGGCAUUAGCAUGGUUGCCAAUUUCCAGACAGUUGUACAAAGAGGACCACACUACGUUGGUGCCGGUCUAGCUUUUGGGUUGGGUCUAGCCUACUGCUGGCUGCAGACGCGGUUGUCAUGGAAAUUACGCAGCGAGAAAUAUGGCAACCACUUUGUUGCAGUAGCCCAACUUGUCAACAGUAUUGCACUGACAGUGUUCCUUCUUCUGUUCGCUGUAACGAAAAUAAUCUACAAAGUCCAGGAAGCAAGAGAUUUAAAAAAAGGAAUAACGGAUACAAAAUUUACGACAGUACCAGAAGUGUACUUGGUAUCUACGAUCUCAGAAUGGUUAGUGGCGACAUCUGUACUAACGUUCGCUCUCACGUUCAUGUGGGACUUCCGGGCACUCGUCAUGGAAACACCGCGUGUAAAUGUCAAUUUUGAGCUGAUUGAGAACGGAGAAACAAGAUCUGUCACAAAUGGAACACAGAAAAACAGCAAGGACGACACAAACAUGAACACAAUUAAUUCAAGUGUGUUAUAAGUGUGUUAUAAGUUUGAGUCAUUAAUGCGGAAAGACCUCUGCUAAGGUCCCUCACUGGUGUAAGACCGAAGCGAUCCAAUGGCUCAGACGUUAUGCAUGCCUCGGAGUCAGAAUCGGUCUUUCAGUCUUCACACGCAUAAUGAUUGGACGGACGUCUCUAUAGAGUAAAGUCUAACAAUUUCCGGAACGUCAUGAACAACAAUCGCCCUAUGCUUAUGAAAUCUUUGCGAGUUCCUCAGUGAAGAGUUACUAUGAAAAAGAAGUUGUGGAAGUUGUAUUCAUACAUGUAUACAUGUAACUGACAUCAAUGCAAGAGAGAGAGAGAGAGAGAGAGAGAGAGAGAGAGAGAGAGAGAGAGAGAGAGAGAGAGAGAGAGAGAGAGAGAGAGCGAGCGAGAGAGAGAGAGAGAGAGAGAGAGAGAGAGAGAGAGAGAGAGAGAGAGAAAGAGAGAGAGUGAGUUUACCAUGUGAAACGUGCUUGAAAUAUUGUUUCGUUCUGUACAUUUGUUAUAAUUUUAUGAGUUUUAAUCUGUCCAUGCCUGUUUUUUUUAAAGAAAUAUUAAUUGGAAAUCAACAGAACCUUUUCAAUGAAUUCGAAUGGAAUUGAAAUCCUAUUAAUUAAGUUAAAAAAUCGUAAGAAUAGUCUCUAUAAUUGAAUGUACAUGUAUGUAUAAUAGCUAAUUUGCAUUUAAAUUAUUUAACAUGUUAAUGUUGUACGUAUCCACAUUUAUAAUUAAAACUUUUGCCGGUUACAUACCUGACUUACCAUGUAUUUGUUUCAAAAUGCAGAUUUACUAACAAUUAACAAAACUAUUUAUGAUAUAAUUUAUAUUUAAUUAAAACCCGAGUUGUAUUUUAAA
Molecule: messenger RNA, 2264 nt
Organism: Magallana angulata
Lineage: Eukaryota; Metazoa; Mollusca; Bivalvia; Ostreida; Ostreidae
Product: modulator of macroautophagy TMEM150B-A-like
Exons: 9
Coding region: 539-1405 (288 amino acids)
Source: RefSeq, a predicted model, not a curated record